AUGGCAAACGAGCUAACCUCUCUUAGGCGUGCGCGAGGUACGUUUAAGUCCCGUCUUACGGGUUUCGAGACAUUUCUUGAGGGCUUUCGCGCGUCGGGCAAUCCGAUCGAGACUCUUGAAGCAAGAAUCGAAUUUAUACAAAGCUUAUGGCCUAAUUUUAACGACACUCAGAAUAAAAUCGAGGAUUUGGACGACGCGGAUGAAGAACGGUAUAUCAUAGACGAACGGUAUUGUUCUUUAAUCGGUCGAGCACGAGCUCUUGUCAAUCUUGAGCGAGCACAGCAUCAACAAAUCAAUUACGCGGGUAAUCAGCAGCACAACAAUGCCCACCUCAACGGAGGUGCCGGCCACACGCAGGAUCUCACGGUCAAAUUGCCGACGAUGAGUUUUCCGGUAUUUGACGGGAAUCCUGAGCAAUGGCUCCAAUUUCGCGACAGUUUUCAGGGGCUAAUCGAAACAAACGUUAACCUAUCAGAUAUUCAACGCAUGUAUUAUCUGCGGUCGUCAUUGAAAGGGCGUGCCGCGGAGGUCAUUCAAGCACUCGAGUCUUCCGCAGCGAAUUACGAAAUUGCCUGGACGCUCUUGAAAAAGAGGUUCGAGGACAAAACCGCGAUCGCAAGUCGUCACUUACAGUUACUACUCGACAUUCCCGUGAUACAGAAGGAAUCUGGGGGGCAGUUACGAAAAACAUUAGACAGUAUGUUGCGACAUAUUCGUGCUAUUGAGCAGCUCGGGGCUAAUACCUGGGACGCAGUAGUAAUUCAUCUUUUAACCUCAAAGUUAGACAGCAUGACGCGACGCGAAUGGCGUGCGCAUGCAAAGGAACGGGAAAAUCUCACAGUCGGCACUUUGACAGAUUUCCUCGAGGAUCGAUGCCUCAUUCUCGAACCGGAGAAUAUAAAGCCAGAGGCGAAUAAAACACAAUCAGCAGCGCGAUCGGAAGGGCGAGCGUCGUCCCAACCGAAUAAAGCAACACAAUCGAAUUCUUUCGCGAAUACAAGCGAUGAGAAACAAGCGUCUCGCAAAUGUGCGUAUUGUAAAGAAGAAUCGCACCUCAUUUAUUCAUGCCACAAGUUCCGCGAUUUAGGCGUACCGAAAAGACAAAGCGUAGUAAACGAGCUUAAACUUUGCCGUAAUUGCUUGCGAAGCAAUCAUAUCGCGGCGAAUUGUAUGUCGACUCAUUGCAGAAAGUGCGAGGGUAAACAUAACACGUUGUUACACCCUAACGAUCAAUCAGUAGAAGCGAACAAUCAAUCGAAUAGUAGCAGCAAUUCAGACACUAGCAAGGGCGUCGCUUUAACGUCGACAAGCAUUCCAGAGCAUUUCUCUCCUUACCGAGUCAUAUUGUCAACCGCAAGGGUUUGGAUUCACGAUAGGAGCGGAGCACGAGUCGAAUGUAGAGUACUUUUAGACUCGGGUUCUCAGUUCAACUUUAUAACGCGUGAGCUUUGCGAGCGUUUGAAGUUAAGUACGCAUGAGCAGGAUUUUUCAGUCAAAGGCAUAGGUCCAGCUAUAGAUCUCCACGCAUCAGCGGGUGCUGUUAUACAAUCUAAGCAUACUGCAUAUAAAACUAAGCGUCAAUUUUUGAUUAUUGAACGAAUAACCGAGAACCUGCCCAUAGCAGCAGUCGAAAUCGGUCAUCUCAAAAUCCCUCCUAAUAUAAAUCUCGCUGACAGCACGUUUCACCUUCCAGGUAGGGUUGACGUGAUAUUAGGAGCAAGCAUAUUUUGGGAUCUUCUUUGCAUUGGCCAGAUAAAACUAGGUCGCAAUCAACCAGUCCUCCAGAAGACGCAUCUUGGAUGGAUAGCCGCUGGUGAUAUUACUCCAGUCACUCAAUCGCCUGCAUCAAUCAGUUACAUAACAGCAGACGCGGCACUUCAAAAGCAGGUCGAAAGGUUUUGGACGAUAGAAGAGAUCGACCGGGCGCCGGUGCGAUCAAAGAGCGACGAAUCGUGCGAACUCCACUUUCUGCAGACCUACAAACGGGACGCAAGUGGACGGUUUAUAGUCAGUCUACCAUUCAAAGGGGACCCCAGCGAGUUGGGCGAAUCCCGUAGUACCGCGGUGAAGCGAUUCUACAAAAUCGAACAGAAGCUAGAACGCGAUCCUGAGCUCAAGGCAGCUUACGUCAAGUUUAUGCAGGAUUACGAAUCAUUGGGUCACAUGACCGUCGUAAACGAUACAACAAGUAACACCUCGCCGGUGUAUUACAUCCCACAUCAUGCCGUAGUUACCCAAGUUAACGGGCAGAAUAAGCUUCGGGUAGUCUUCAACGCUUCUGCCAAGACAACUUCAGGAAAGUCUCUUAAUGACAUUUUGCAAGUCGGACCCACGAUCCAGCCAACGUUAUUUGUAAUCGUGCUGCGAUUCCGACAACACCAAUUCGUACUAACAGCUGACAUCGUGAAGAUGUACAGACAGGUCGAGAUUAUCGAGGAGCAGAGAAAUUUGCAGCGAAUCGUGUGGAGACCAGCCAGCAGUUUACCAUUACUGGAUUACUCAGUAAAUACAGUUACAUAUGGCGAAGCAGCCUCAGCAUUUUUAGCAAUUCGAUCUAUGCAGCAAGCAGCUCAUGAUGCGAAACAAUCUCAUCCGAUUGCGAGUAAAGUCAUAUUGGAGGAUUUCUGCGUAGAUGAUCUCCUCACCGGCGACGAUGACAUAAACGCACUUCGAUCCCUGAAGACAGAUCUCAUUGAAAUAUUGAGAUCAGCAGGCUUCACGUUGGCCAAAUGGAACUCUAACGAACCGACUCUCCUCUCAUCCAGUGCAGACGAGAUUCCGCAACUAUUAAACAUCGGAGACGAAGUGAAAACUCUCGGUCUUUCGUGGGCUUCCCGCAAGGACACACUACAAUAUCGAGUGACCUUCAGAAACACAGAGGGUCGCGUCACAAAGCGCAAAGUACUAUCGGUCGCGUCUCAGAUCUUCGAUCCAUUGGGAUUAGUGGGGCCAGUCACUAUAACUGCGAAGAUCUUGCUCCAACGCAUGUGGCAGUUAAAUCUUACAUGGGACGAAUCACUUCCUAGCAGCCUACAUUCUGAGUGGCUCAACUAUCUCGAACAGCUUCCUGCAAUCAACGACAUCUCUAUUCCGCGCGUGGUUGUCUGCGGAAACCCCGUGCGCAUUGAACUUCAUGGGUUCUCCGAUGCAUCGGAAGCAGCCUAUGUGGCUUGCGUAUACUUACGAUCGAUCGAUACUCAAGGAAGGAUUACAAUUCGGCUAUUAUGCGCGAAGUCAAAGGUCGCGCCAUUGAAAACAAUCUGUGUUCCUCGACUGGAACUCCUCGCAGCUCUUCUGCUAGCAAAACUGGUUAAGCUAGUAAUGGAUACGCUAUCAUUAAGCAUUCAAGCUCGCUUUUAUUGGUGCAAUUCAGAAAUUGUUCUAGCAUGGAUAUACGGCGAACCUUAUCAACGCAAAACCUUCGUUGCCAAUCGGAUCACGGAGAUCCAUCAAUUAACAGAAAAGGAAAUGUGGCAUCAUGUAAAAUCAGAGGACAAUCCAGCGGACGUUAUCUCCAGAGGGGUGAACCCAAAUCAACUAAAGCAUCUCCGUCUCUGGUGGGAAGGACCUGAGUGGUUGUACGAUCCUGCGGAGCAUCUUCACGAAACGAUUCCCCCGGUAAUCGGCGAGAUUCCGGAGACCAAAGCAUCCAGCACCACGUUCACGCAAAUCUUCGAAGAUAACGAUAUACUCAGUCGGUUUUCAUCUCUUUCUAGACUGAAGCGAGUUAUUGCAUAUUGCUUACGUUGGAAAGAACCAAUUAAAUCAAGUACUACGCGACAGAUACGACCAUUGAGCGUCAACGAACUGGAUCAAGCGAUGCGGCUGAUCAUUAAGUUGAGCCAGACCGUAUGCUGCACGACACCUUAUGG
Messenger RNA from Temnothorax curvispinosus, 3872 nucleotides. RefSeq lists its product as uncharacterized. The record is from RefSeq and is a predicted model, not a curated record. Lineage: Eukaryota; Metazoa; Arthropoda; Insecta; Hymenoptera; Formicidae. The annotation marks the transcript as partial. Gene Ontology annotation, molecular function: zinc ion binding; nucleic acid binding. The transcript is spliced from 2 exons.